AUGCAGGCUACCAAAUUAAAGAUCCUUUUCCAUUUCUUUCGGACGCCAUACGUUACAAAUACAAAGAAUAAAAUAUCUGGAUUAAUACCAAAGGCUUGUGAUAAUUCUACGAAUUUAGACACCGUUACCGUUGAUCUCUUUACAAAUGAUUUAUUACAACAGCAAAGAACGAAAUUCCAACAAAACAAUCGGUUAUUUGGUGAUAACGAUAUUAAAUGUUAUUCAAGUGAAACCGAAAGUAGUAAAACUAAAGAAUAUGCAGAAAUGAGUAGUGAGCAGAUUAACAAUGUCAUUUUGGAUCUUCUUGCAAGGAAUAAAGAUAAACAAAUUAGUGAAUUGAUAAAUACUUGCAGUGGCUAUCGCAAGUUAGUAAGUGAAAGUACAUUGAAGAAAUUAUUCAGAACUUAUAGUAUAACAGGCAAAACUGACAAAGUGAUACUUCUUCAAAAGUAUUGUUCCAUUGUGGAUCCAAAUCUUUAUAAGCGCAAUGGAGAGUUUAUGCACUACUUAGCGAAAGCACAUUGUUAUAAAGGAAACUCAGAGAAAGGUCUUUCAAUACUUUCUCACUGUUAUAAGAAGUAUGUUGGUUUGAGAGGUUUUUAUAGGAUCAUAUUCAGAGAAUUAAUCCAAGACUCUGUUUUAAAUAGAUCAGAAGCUACUUUAGUCAUUUUCAAGAAGUAUGUUUUAGAAUUUAGUAAUAAACUGGAAGAUAACUAUCCCCUCAUCUGUUUUUGGUAUAUAUGCUGGUCAAGUACUUGGUUCUCUGAUCAAAUGUUAGCCAAUGAAUUGUUGGAGAACUCUGAAAAGUUACAAAAUAUUGUAAAAGAUAAAGCAACAACAUUUAGUAUUAACAUUUUAAGAGAAUACAAUGAUGAUGCUGUGCUGCGAUUACUACAGUCCCUGCUCAAAUAUAAAAUGAUGUCGGAGUAUGUAAAAGUGUUACAAGUUCUAUUUGGUUACAAAUUGAGAAACCGAGAUCUUCGAGGUUGCAGAGAAAUAAUACUUAAUUGUGAAGCAUUAGGACUCUCUUUGCCUGCAAACCAACAAGGACAGUAUAUCAGAUUGCUCAUAGACAACAAAUUAACAGAUGAGAAACCAACACCUAUGAAAAUUGUUUCUAAAGAUUUCAAACUUAAGUUUUAA
Molecule: messenger RNA, 1143 nt
Organism: Parnassius mnemosyne (clouded apollo)
Lineage: Eukaryota; Metazoa; Arthropoda; Insecta; Lepidoptera; Papilionidae
Source: the annotation of a GenBank genome assembly